Messenger RNA from Cladophialophora carrionii CBS 160.54, 603 nucleotides. RefSeq lists its product as uncharacterized. Lineage: Eukaryota; Fungi; Ascomycota; Eurotiomycetes; Chaetothyriales; Herpotrichiellaceae. Gene Ontology annotation, biological process: regulation of DNA-templated transcription. The transcript has a single exon. Gene Ontology annotation, molecular function: DNA-binding transcription factor activity. Bases 1 to 603 code for a protein of 200 amino acids. The record is from RefSeq and is a predicted model, not a curated record.
AUGCAAGCUGUCGAACAGAAUCUGGAAUUGGUCUUCCCACCGGAAGUCAUCCCUGCUUCAUACACCUGGAAUAUCCUGUCAUCGGCGCAGCAGGAAAACAGCUCAAUGGAUGUCUUGGAUCUUUUCCUCGCGUCGCCAUCCCGUUCGCCCGUUCUCGACGAGAGCCACACUCGCAAACAAAGUGAUAUAAACAUGGCACAGGACAUCUUCUCCUAUCCCAUGGCGAAUGACUUCACUUCGGGCCAGUCGUCGGUCAGUUAUGCCAGCAGCGUGCAGUCGGAUGACUUCUGGACCGCCGAGGGCACCGCAUCCGAAGUCCCGGAACUACCGUCAACCAUUACGCCGGCCAACUCUACGACAGUGGAUCGCAGACAUCGGCGACGCGAACAGAAUCGCAAAGCCCAAAGCAACUUCAGGCAGAAGAGGAAGGAAGAGGUGCGCAGUCUCCAGCGCGAGGUGGAAGAACUCCGAGCUCAGCUUGCCGCCUAUCACAGGAGAGGCCCGACGGCCAAUCUGACCAUUUGCACGAAGUGUCGGACCUUUUAUCCUGCAGCUGUCGCGGAUGCGUCGCACGAUUCCAACAAUGCAGACCUAUUCAGCUAG